This is a messenger RNA of Anarrhichthys ocellatus (wolf-eel), 10809 nucleotides long. RefSeq names its product transcription factor 12 (gene tcf12). The record is from RefSeq and is a predicted model, not a curated record. NCBI's taxonomy places the organism in Eukaryota, Metazoa, Chordata, Actinopteri, Perciformes, Anarhichadidae. Gene Ontology annotation, biological process: regulation of transcription by RNA polymerase II. Gene Ontology annotation, molecular function: protein dimerization activity; DNA-binding transcription factor activity, RNA polymerase II-specific; RNA polymerase II cis-regulatory region sequence-specific DNA binding. The coding region runs from base 7548 to 9203 and encodes 551 amino acids. The transcript is spliced from 14 exons. Gene Ontology annotation, cellular component: transcription regulator complex; chromatin.
UUGUGGCUUGUGGGGGAAAAGUUUCAUCUUGUAGGAUAUUUAUGGGACGCUGCAAGGGCAUGGUGUGUGUUUGUGUGUCAGAUUGUUUGUGUAAAUAGUGUUUUUUUCCCUCCCCUACAAACCCUUGUCAGAGGCACAGCGGCUUGAUGUGACACUUCCUCCCUGGCUUUGGUGAUGAUAUGGCUGCAGGAUGAGAGAAAGAAAGUGGUGGGCUGAGAUUCAGCUGCCCUCAGGGACUUUUGCAAGCGAGAAUCCUGAGUGUUGAUGACAAAAUAGAUUGACAUUUGCUUUUGACAUAUCACUCAGACACCCUUGUUUCUGAAAGAUUUGUACUGUGUGAGCUGUAAGAAAGGAAGCCUGCUUUAGGCUAAGAUGUUCCUUGCAAUGCUCUCUGGUGCAUGACAUUCAAGAGAUAUAUUUUCUCUCUCUCUCUCUCUCUCUCUCUCUCUCUCUCUCUCUCUAUCCAUCUGUCUGCAACAGCUCAAAGACAAGAGAUCAUUUUAUUGUACUACAUCAGUAACCUAAUGUUCCUUUUGAUGAGGAAGCAGCUCUAUUUUGUUUCUUUUCUUUGAACCACAUCAGGCCAGAACAUAGUAUCAGGGCUUGGUGAAUAGACUGUGGAUAAAAUGCAUCAGUAAAGCCCCAUGUAAACAGAUCACCCCAGGCCUCUAUCAGUCUCUAAGCAAAAUUUGAUUUUAGAGCCAAACAGCAGAAUGGUGUAAAGCUGCACAUACACAAAAAAUCAUAAAUGUACAUGCAUGCAUUACAUCCUGGAAAAUCCACACAUUUUUCAAAAAAAGUGUAUUUAUAACUGUUAUUGAGUCACGAGGCAGAGCCGGGUACUCCAGUCAUUAUUUCACAGUGCAGCCAGUUGAGCAGUGAGGAGAGGAAACAUCAGGCGAUGCAGUUUUUGUGAGUUCAAGGAUGUUAUACUGUUUUGAAACAGCAGUGCGUGUUCUAUCGAGCAACUGAUUGUUCACAGUAUAGGGCUAACCUGGACCACAGAAAUUCUUCGUACACUAACACUCAUUAUUCACGUGUGCUUAAUUUGAUCAAAAUAUGUAGAGAAGAUCAGUUAAAAGAAACUUGAGAAUGAGAAGAAUGCUCAUUGUACAAAUGACAUGUUGUAUAGUUUGGGUGCUAAUAUCGGAGUGCCAGAGAAACCUGAUAUUGACAAUGAAACAAAUGUACAGUUAAAGAGUUGCUCAUGCUGCUAAAACACACUGAAAGUCUCUGCAGCUUUUUUUAUCUGCCUUUAGAUCAGUGUUUUUGUUUUUUCUGCCCCACUGUCACUGAAACCAUAGGCAGCAAACAAGCUCAGACAAGCCAAGUAUAAGCUUCCUGCCCAGUUCAAGAUGACACACCAGACAUGUAAGUGAGUGCUGGGUCUGGAUGUGUAAGAAGGUCCCAGACAGUGUACAUAGGCUGUCACAUAGUUCAGCCCUUGUACAUGACAGCUGUUAUGCAGAACUCAAUUUGUUGUUUUAUUCAUUGAAACUUAAUCAUCUGUAAUGCUGCUGUAAAUUAUUUCUAGGUAAUUCAUUUUAGGUGUGUGUGUAAAUUCUUAGCUGUGGUGUGUGAUCUAUAUCUAGAUGAAUAGGUUAUUUUUCCAAAUGUACUGUUCUGUGUGGGUUAGUUUUGCAGAAACAUGACUGCAUGGGAUUUCAGUGCGUGCCUCAAAUUGUAUGAUGUGUGUUCUACAUGUUAUUACUUUUUGCUCUGCCUGUGCAACUGUGAGGGGACAGUAUUUUAGGCUCCGACCUGACCCGAGUUAGUGAGCUCCCCAGAGAUGGCCUCAUCAGAUGGCUGAUUAGAUAGACACCCCUGGUUUGACAGGGAUGAUGCUGAACAGUCGCGGCCACCUCUGGGACCCUGGCCUUUGUGUUUAUCUUUGUUAGGGUUGCUGAAAUUUACCACUGACAUUAGAGGCUGCAGAUAAUGGAUCAGGCAAACAAGCCAGAGGCCUGACCCCUUUCAUCUACCAGGAGAACAAGGAGUUAAAAGGACAAAGAGUACGAAAAUAAUGCGCAGAUUAAAGUCAUUACUCACAUUCUGGCCUGUUGUAAAUUACUCAUGUAGGGCUUGCGUGAGUUUACAGCAUUAAUGCAAACCUUGAUUUCAGAUCGCUGGCAGGCUCAAGAACACAGCCUUUCAACAAUCGGUGGAGUGUUUGUUAUUUAGAGACCAUCUAAGCCAGACUGCUGUGACCUGGAGAGUACAUCAUCAAACCACAUGAGGUUCAUGCCGUCCCGGAGGUUCUUGACUCCAGGGUGGUUAUGUGUAAUGUGAUGUGUGUGUGAGGGAUGAAUCGCACCAGUCCAAUGUAAUGGUGAUAAAGUGAUGGUGAUAGUGGGUGACCGUCCUGCUCAGUGCAGGAUGUGUCAGUUAGUUGUUUCCCUUGUUUUGCUAUUGCCCAGUUCCUCUUUUCAAAUAUACAUUUUAACAGCACCCGUGAACUAUUGGAGCAUUUUCAUGUAGUUAAAUUUAAAAUGGUUUCAUGAAAACAGUGUUAGUGUCUCUGAUAUGAAUAGAUAGAAUAUAAAUAGAUUACGCAGACAUUUCUUUAAAAUAUUCCCAGGGGGUUACAUUUCUGCUCCACUGUGCUUAAGUACAGUAGAGCAGACUGUAUAACUGUGUAUAACUGUACACACGGGCCUAACAUGAGUACAGAGUUGUGAGCAGCCUGAAUGAGCUUGUCGUCAGAAGAUUCUGUAAAAGGCCAUGAAAGUGAUGUUUCUGCUUUAUAGAAAGGUCAGGUCCAAUUCACCGACAAAGGAGAUGAGAGAUGGAAGGCAAAUUGGAGUUGGAGAAAUGCAUCCUCACUCUCCCACAACUGAAUCUCCAUCUCUUUCAUGUCUCUUAUGCCCUUCUGUUUUUCAUUGUCACAUUUAAUUCUACAAUGUGAAACAAUAGAAAUAUGUUUCUGUGAAUAUGAGAAUGUAAACAAAGGGAGCUGUUUGUCAGGAAAAGUAAUGUUUUCAGGGUUUUUUGUUUUUCCAGCAAAUGGUUUAGGACAGAUGUCCAACAAAUGUGCUAACUUUUAUUUCUGCCAGCUUGGGGGAUGAAAGCAGUUGGUAGCUUUUUUACAUAAAUUUACUGCCGUCAGACUUUAAGAACACUUUAAAUAGCCUUUGUUUGAAGGCUUCUGUGCCCAAUUAUUAAUCUGUGUAUAGAUUUCUUGCAGCCUUUUAAGUAUGAUUUAAAACAUAAAUGCAUGCAACAUAUACACCAAAGCAAAAUUAUAAUUGGCAGGAACGGGAAAACGUUGCUGCCUAAUAAAUGCCGCCAUCAGUACUGUAAUUUUGUUUUUAUGACUUUUGGACAUUUUUAACCAAAGCUUGUCCAUUGUGUUUAAAACUGUAUACUGUAUUUCUGUCACAAAACCCAUACAAAAUAAAUUCAGUUUUCACAUCUCAAAAAGUUAUUUGUACAAAUCAAACACAUGGAAAUAGGAAACCUGUGUUUCUUGUUAAGAUGACAGAGUAAUAAAUAAUAUCAUGUAAAACAAAUGAAAGUCAUGGAAAUUGGUUCGAUUUGUUGGUAAAUUAAAUCAGUUUAAAAAGUUGUUUUCUUUUUCUCCUAUCACCUGUUGUUAAGCUUAACAUGUCAUUUCAAACACAGGCCCCACAUCCCAGAAUAUACUUUUUUCUGCUUACUCUCUCACAACAAACUAACGGGCUGGGUCUGCUUUAUGAGAGCAGGGAAUAGAAAGAGGACGUUGUGUUUCAACUCUCAAGGAGGUGGCAGUCACUGAAGUUCAUUUAAAUUUCAUAUUUAUUAAAGUUUAUUAAAGUAAUGGCGUGUAUGUGGAUCCAAACAAGCUCAACAUUCUCUCUGUUAGUUCUCAUACGGGGAAGCUUGUCCACAUCAACCACCGUUAGUCAGUCAAGAGUUUAGUGGCAAUGAAUUUAUCGUUUACAGCUGUGACACCGCUGCAUUCUUCCACAGCAGUUGUGUGUAAACUCAGAUACCCUGUGAUGCAUUGUGGUCCAGACAAAGAGGUUUCCCUUUCUGCUUCUCUUCUUCUUCCAUCACAACAUCUCCAUGUCUGCUCGUGGAGAGAAACAGUGUUGUAGAUGUGUCACACGGGAGUGAAGUUACAUGUUCAUGUUGCCUGUUGUAGGGUGUUGAAGUCGGUCUGGUGCAUCCCUGUACUGUAGCGUAGGGGUUAAGACGCCAACCAUGAACCUCAACAUCCGCGGUUUGAGUUCCCUUUGUUGCAUCCCUCUCUUGUGUUUCCUCUCUUUUCCCAACUGUCAGAAAUAUUGUCUUAAAAAUACAAAAAAAAAAAUAUAUAUAUAUAUAUGGGUGACUCAGCUGCAUCUGAUGCACUUUUAGUUUGAUUACAAAAAUUAACAAAGAAAUCAAAAUCCUGAAACCUUUUCACUGAUAGUUAACUUUUAUUGAUCAGCCAUUUAGUAAUUGGUGUUAACAAUGUGAGGCACAUUUGAACAGUGUUAUUUGAACAAGUGCUUUUAAUAAUACUUUUUCAUCAUUAUUUUUUAACUCUUUUUGUUGUACAGCGAUGAAGAAUUUCAGUAAUCCAGACUCACUGUGCAAAGAGGAGGCGUUUCACAACACUGUCAGCUCAUCGUCUGGUUCGAUACAUUAUACUGGACUUAAGGUUCAAUAUUCAACAUUUCUGAUAAAGAACGAAUGGAAAACAAACUGGAAAAAGCAUCUUCAGCCAUGAAGUAAGCAAAGACUGAUUUAUAGGGUCUAUCAUUAUGAUCUUUUAAAUAGUCUCAUAUGUUUUAGUUGAAUAUGCAAAUAAAUAAAUCUAUAAAUUAAGUUAAACUAUAAACAUAAAAAGCGACAAUGAUUAAACAUUUAAGAAACCUUUGUAAGAAACACUUCUAGAUGAGACAUUUAGAAAAACAUCUGAUCACACAAAAAUUCAUAUUGCAAGACUUAUUGAACUUCGAUCAAUUAUUCAUCUUUAAUUGGUUAAUCAGUCUAUUUUUCAAGUUCUUAUUGAAGCUUAAUUUGGCACGUUGGCUGUGUGACAGUUAAGCAGGUAUUAAAUGUAUUCUAUGUGUCAUUAACAAGGUCUUGAAAAGUCUUACAUUUGGGAGGGUGGAGGUCUGAAUUCCCCAUGUAUCCCCCCCUACACACACACACACACACACACACACACACACACUCUCAGAGUCAGCCCUCUUUAAUUAGAACCAAUUUCUUCGAGGAAACAAUCUUCCUGUCUGAUGAGAUCAUCCCUAAAUCCAAUCCUGAGAUGGUGGUGACCUCAGCCUGUGGAUUUGCUCUGUGUUUUUCAACACCCAAACAAAUCCCAAGAAAAGCACCUUGUGAUGACUCGGGUGUCUUGAGAGAGGCUAGUGUGAACAGGUGGGUGGAGCUGAGCCCUCCUCUCCGAGACAAGAGGUCAAAUAUGUCCAUGAAUAAGCUAUAAGCAGUUCCUGUUUGCAAUGCAACCAUGGGUGUACAGAUAGCUAUCUCUGAAUUGCAAAAUAAAAAAUGAUAAUGAUUCUCAGAAGUUCUGGAGUUAUAAGGAGAGUCUUCUUUCCUUUGAUUACUAAGGGGAUUUAUGGAUGCUAAUCUGUGACGGACAUCAGCGAUAGUGACAUCCUCGAAAAGUCCCACUAAAUCUAAAAAUAUGUUCAUCAUGUCUGUGUGUUAGACUGCGUUAUGACUCUGAGAAGGAGUGCCAAUAUUAACGCAAAUUGUGGCAAUCAGGUGCUGGUGGUUUUAAAUUACCUGACCGGCCUCUAUGCGCGUGAGUGUCACAGCCACUGCUGCCGCUCCAGCUGCUGACUGUGUAGGUAAACAGGCCAAAUCAGCGGGCCAAACUACAAUAACUAUGACUUUUUGUUGUUUUCACAGCACCGGCAUGCACCUGUCCCUCUCCCCUCACGCACUAUCUGUGCCUCACAGUCUGAAAAACUCCCGGACUGAGUUUUCUGUGAAUUGUGUUAUGAUUGUUGAUUCGUUCAGUUUCAUUACUUUAAACCUUUUCACUACUCGACAAAGUCCUUCUCACUGUGUCUCCUGCAGAGUCAGUAUUAAAGGAAAUGGGCUGCCAGUGUCCUGAGUCAGCCAGCACUGGAAUGAAAUGUGCGCAUCAUUUCCCAAAUGAAUGCCCAUCUCCUCCUGCUUUCAUGUGUUUUCCUCACAACACAUGGGCUGUUUGUCUGGACUUGUUUUAGGCCCCUUCAAACACUUCUAUCAUGGCCAUUUUCCUUAAAGCAUCAACUUGAAACGGCGCAGGAUAUAAAGCAGUAACCGCAUGUAGAGCCAGUGUUUUGGAUGAGGUUAAAAGAGUCCUAGAGAAGAAAGGGGGAUAAAUAAUGACAGUACUAACAGCAAAGCAUAAUAAAGGUGUAGUUUUCUUAGGGAAGUGGAAGCUUUCAUCUCUCUAUUACAAUAAUGUUCUCAAUGAGUCUAGGUCCAGGCCUGUGUUUAGUCCAGGAAGCUUCGAGUGGCAGACUUGAAAGGCUCCACUCAGACUGUACAGACCUGGCUCUCACUAGAAUAUGGUAUCCUCUCCUCCUCUCCUUUCUUCUCCUCUCCUUUGCUCUCCCCCUCGUCCCCCUCCUCCCACAUGAUAAAGGUAAUGUGGAGCUCUGUGGCUUGCAGUGACAGUAAACCAUGGUAAAAUGGCUGUCGAUGCUCGGCCCCCCGUAAGGCCCCCUGGGUUUAGGAAAUGAAGCAUUAUUUUCAUGUUUCUACGUCACGAGCCAGCCCCCUUUGCAGCUGUUGCAUGCUUUACAACUCUGUUUAGCACAUCUCAGCUAAAGCACUCACUGUGCCAACACACUCAUAUUUCACAUUUCAUAAAUACAGUUUGUUCAUCUUUAUUUUGUCUCUCAUUACCUGGAUUUAUAUUCACGGAUAUUUUUUUUUCAAUACAUGUUGAGCCUUCACUUUCUCUCAUUGUUUCCUACUUUGUGUGUGAGCCAUGUGCGAGAAAAAGGAUCUUACAAAAAGCCAUAUUUUUUACCUCCCUGCCUGUAGACUCGUUUAGUCAUCACAAAAACAAAAGAGAUUAGACACUCUGGAUUAAAAUGUGCGGAAGAUAACACUUAUUUAUGCACUCAUUUGGACGCCUUUUAAUUCCACGUAUUAAUGAAAUCCUGCUUAGAAUUUAAUUAUUUUAGUUCCAGUUUGUUGGGGUUCCCCUGCAGAAAAUCUACAAUUAUAUGCUUGGAAUUAAUUUUUUCCCCUCUUCUUCUUCUUCUUACUAAAUCCGCUCACACAUUUGUUUUCCGUCCCGCCCACUUCCCUUUAUCUUUUCUACACCCACCUCCCCAUCGCCUCCCCUCCCCCCCGUCCUUUUCCUCUUUGCCUCAGCACUUCGAGGCUUAAGAGAGGGAUGUACCACAUGGGCCACUCCCUUCUGACAGCCACCCCUUCCCACAGUGUGGAAUGGCACAGUCCUGCUUUGCAUAAGUUUCCUCUGAGUGGGUCGUGGUUGGAGGCCAGUACUGGAAGAAUUAUUAAACCCUUUUGAACGGCUUGGAUGUAUGUCCAGAGAAACAGCUAGUGUGCUGUUGUAGUGUAUGUGUAUCACUUAAACUGUUAAAGCUAGAAUGUAUUGCGCCUACCCUGUCCCAGGAAUGGGCAGUAACUCUUUAAUGUAUUACUACAACGGAAAAUCGGUGUACGCACCAUCUCCAAACUCAGAAGACUUCAACAGAGAUGCACCUUCCUACUCUUCUCCUAAACCCUCCAGCAGUAUGUUCGCAAACACGUUCUUUGAUGGCACCCACAGUUCGUCUGACCCUUGGAACUCGUCCAAUGGGAUCAGUCAGCCCGGCUACGGAGGAAUGCUCGCCGGAUCUUCAUCUCACAUGCCACAGUCAGGAAACUACGGCAGCCUGCACUCACACGACCGUUUGAAUUACCCCGCACACUCAGUCUCUCCAGACAUCAAUGCCAGUCUUCCUCCUAUGUCCAGCUUCCACCGAAGCAACCCCAGCACUUCGCCAUUCGUCACCGCAGCACACACCACGUCCGUCAAUACAGUCGAUGGGGUCAUGGCUGCUGCAAAUCGGGGGACCACCACUGGAAGCUCACAGACUGGAGAUGCAUUGGGCAAGGCUUUGGCCUCGAUUUACUCUCCUGACCACACUAGCAGUAGUUUUCCAUCCAACCCGUCGACACCUGUGGGUUCUCCUUCACCUCUGACAGCCACAGCAGGUGUCGCCUCAGCAGGCACUGUGGGGACUGCUGCCGGCCCCCCGUCUGGAAGGCCAGGUACCAACCAGUGGUCCCGUGCUGGUGGACAAACACCCUCCUCUCCAAAUUACGAGAACUCUCUUCACUCACUGAAAAACAGAGUUCAUCAGCAGUUACAUGAGCAUCUCCAGGAUGCCAUGUCUUUCUUAAAGGAUGUCUGCGAGUCUCGAAUGGAGGAUCGUCUGGACAGACUGGACGAUGCAAUUCUUGUUCUGAGGAACCAUGCAGUGGGCUCCACCGCCAGUCUGCCCAGCGACAUACACAGUCUGCUGGGACAGCCACAAAAUGGGCCAAUAGCAGCCCUCGGAGCAAACUUCCCUGCUUCUGCAUUGGUUUCAAGUCGGACAGCAGCGAUGGGUGGUGCCCACGCUGACGAUGCCGCCAGUCUGAACAACAGCCAUGGAGGUCUUCCCAGCGCUGGCUCCACAUCCAGCACAGAACUUUUGGAACACCAAUUGGAAACCUUCAGAGGUCUUGCUUCAGCCCUGGCUGGCCACUUGCCUGCUGCUCUGGAGCUGAAGGUGGAGAAACAGGACAAGGAUGACAUGAAUGAUAACCUCUCUAUCGAUGACAAAUCAGAUGAUGAGAGUGACAGAAGAGAUAUGAGGACACCCAGAGCAGGCACACGUACGAGUAUCACUGAGGACGAGGACCUCAAUCCGGAGCAGAAGGCCGAGCGUGAGCGCGAGAGGAGGAUGGCUAACAACGCCCGUGAGCGCCUCAGGGUGCGAGACAUCAACGGGGCCUUCAAGGAGCUGGGCCGCAUGUGCCAGCUGCACCUGAAAAGCGAGAAGCCCCAGACUAAACUGCUCAUCCUUCAUCAGGCUGUGGCUGUCAUACUUAACCUGGAGCACCAAGUCAGAGAGCGGAAUCUGAACCCCAAAGCAGCUUGCCUUAAGAGAAGGGAGCAGGAGAAAAUGUCCGGGGGUUCCGGUGACGCCCAGCAAGCCAACACAGGGCUCCAUCCAGGCCUGACUGACGCAUCUAACCCCAUGGGCCACCUCUGAGCAGCAGACAGAUCAAAUCGAUCCACAUCAUUUCUGUCCCGCUUUGAGUCGGUGACCUUGCUUCCCAGUGACAGACAGGACUCACAGUUUGUAACACCAAUCGAAGGAGACAGACCACUUGAAGCAAAUCUACGAGACUGACACAAUCGAAUCCAAAAAGAUUGAAGAAGAGCCAAGCGUCCAGCUCCCUGUGACCAGUUUCCAUCUGCAAAUUUCUCCCCACCUCAAAGAUAAAAAUCCUCAGCACAUAUCACUGUCUGCAAGAAGAACAAUCCGAGACUUCGCGAUCUCCUCCAACCGUUAGUGGAAAUUGCCUUGUGCCUAAACUGAAUUGACGAAUGCAUUGUAACAGCAACUGUUUUUGUUUGUCUGUUUCUUUUUUUUCUAUUUAUUAUGUUAUUGAGCUAUAAAGUGUACGUCUAAAGGGAAAGUUGAGCAAAUUCGAAGAGAAGUAUGGUGAUUUUCAGUUGAUCUGCAGUUUGCCAGGGUCACCAUUAAUACUGAGCACUCCACCCUGGUAAAUAUUUGGCGAGUCCGAGAUGAGGGGAAAAUAUUUAGGCACUGAGAAGAUUAAUUUAUUGGCCAGUUGAGAGGGAUAUUUAUACCCAACUGAAAAUUAUCAUUAGUUAGAAAUGAAGACGCACGCGCCCCAUUUAAAAAAAAGGAGGAUUUUAUUUAUAUUUAUAUUUUAUUAAUUCUGCCACUGGCCACAUGUGUUACCAAAACUACCUAUGAUUGUUUCUGUGUAGUUUAGAUCUGUUUCUGUGCUGCUAACCAGCAGAAUAAUUGGCCCGACUACGUAAGCAUAAACAAUAUUGUCUAAAAGGUGACGGAUGGCGGAUGGCAAACUCAAGGUUUACUGAAAGCUCAGAUGUAGGCGUGUUCUUCUUCCUUGGUAGUGAACAGUGAAAAUAAAGUGAGCAAACUAUUUGCAAACCUUAGCAUUCCCUGCAUAUUGUUAGUGUCUUAACUAAAAGAAAGGGGACUUCUUUCCCCGUCGCUUUGCCAUAUAGUGUUAAACGUAAGCCGUGACAUAUUUUAGCAGAUUCUUGUCUUUGUUCAGCCUCAUUUACAUGCUCCUGACGUCAGCACUGAUUUGGCUUGUUUUUGUCAUUUUCCUGCCGCCAGCUAAUCAGAUUAGUUUAAAAUGAAAAAACCAACGACGACCACACUUUCUCGUGGCCUGAUGAACACGUCACUUAUUUUUCUUUCUGUUAAUAUUUCAAGACCCUACAGUUCAAAUGCAGUUAUUCAGUAAAAUUGUAUUGAUGCGUAUUUGUCUUGUUGCAAGUUAUGUCUUAAGGCUUCCAGCAUUAUGAUGUCCAGUUUCAGUGGAGAGAACGUUUUCAUUUAUGUUUUCAUCAAACAUACAAUAAGCCAGACUAGAUAUUUAUAUGCAUUUUGUUGAAUAUCAUGGAACCGUAGCACAAUAAUGAACAUCGUUCAUAUCUUUAAUUUGUUUUCCUAUCUGGGUGCAUGCUUUAUGUUUGUCUUUGGUCUUAAGACUUGCUUUAUAUUCCAUUUAUUCCUUUGUAUAUUGUCUUCUAUCAUUAUCUACACCAUAAACAAGGUUGCCACAUUCAGAAUUAAUAUUCUGUACAAAAAA